Molecule: messenger RNA, 2713 nt
Organism: Menidia menidia (Atlantic silverside)
Lineage: Eukaryota; Metazoa; Chordata; Actinopteri; Atheriniformes; Atherinopsidae
Source: the annotation of a GenBank genome assembly
UCUUUGUUACGUUGUGCUAAAUUGAAUGACUCAGACGACCGCUAACAUGCAUCCUUUAUCUUUUUUGUCCAAGUAUGUGCUGUCAAUAUUUAUGAAGAUUAGCCAUUUAUGGCCAAUGGGGUUUCAAAUGUCAAACGUAUAAGGUUUUCUCUUCCAGUACCCAGACAUUAAAACAGUGUGAGACGUCUGUUUUUUUUAAACUCAUAAUGGUGGCAACACGCACAUUCAAACAUGAACGUGCCUUAUAAUUGCGCAGUGAAUGCGUUUUUACACAUUAAGUUGCAUAUUUUUUAACUAUAUUAAUACCUAGAGCUUUUACAAUAAUUUAUUUUCAUUCAAUGGCGUUAUAAGGGGGAAACGCAAAGCGCAAAGUGUACACUUUCUUUUUUGUCAUGUGAACUACAACUCCCGUGAGCACACGGGGACGAGGAAGAGCAAAAGCUCAGUUCCAGACGUGUUCUGCCGGAGCAGGAAUUUCUAGAGACAGAAGACCUCCUCCGAAACACAAACCGCGGCUCCAUUUCAAAUAUGAGCCGCUCAGUAAACUGUUUCAUCAAGUGACGCGUUUGUGGUCGAGUUUGCGGGCCAGUAAUCCAACAUGGGGACCAUGUUUGCUGUUGUCCUGGUUUUUGUCGGCUGUUGCAGCAAUGUGGUGUCUCUGGAGCUGCUUGUGAGAGAGUUUCCAGGAUGCGGCAACAUAGUUACUUUUGCUCAGUUUGUGUUCAUCGCCUUAGAAGGUUUCAUCUUUGAAACAAACUUCGGGAGGAAGAAGCCAGCAAUCCCUGUCAGCAACUACGUUAUCAUGGUGACCAUGUUCUUCACUGUCAGCGUCAUCAACAACUACGCUCUCAACUUCAACAUUGCAAUGCCACUACACAUGAUCUUCAGAUCAGGAUCCCUAAUCGCUAACAUGAUUCUUGGAAUAAUCAUCCUGAAGAAGAGGUAUUCAGCCAGCAAAUAUCUGUCCAUAGCUUUGGUUUCAGCCGGCAUCUUCAUUUGCACCAUCAUGUCUGCCAAACAAGUGAAUGUAUCCAGCGAUGGAUCAGAGGACCAUGGCGUUUACGCCUUUGUGCACUGGCUUAUCGGCAUCGCUAUGCUGACCUUUGCCCUGCUGAUGUCUGCGAGGAUGGGCAUUUUCCAGGAGACGCUGUACAAGCAGUACGGGAAACACUCCAAAGAGGCACUCUUCUACAACCACUUCCUUCCUCUGCCUGGUUUCCUGCUUCUCUCCACAAACAUCUACAGCCACUGCAUCCUCUUCAAUCAGAGCACUCCGGUUUUCAUCCCAGUGCUGGAGCGAACUGUUCCUUUGAUGUGGGUCUACCUGCUGAUCAAUGUCAUCACACAGUAUGUGUGCAUCCGCGGGGUGUUCAUCUUGACCACCGAGUGCGCUUCGCUGACCGUCACCCUGGUGGUGACGCUCAGAAAGUUCAUCAGCCUCAUCUUCUCCAUCAUUUACUUCCAAAACCCUUUCACUGCCUGGCACUGGGUGGGCACAGCCGUGGUGUUUUUGGGCACGCUGCUUUACACGGAGGUGUGGAGCAGCGUGCGGGCGGCGCUGCGGGCUGAGGUCAAGCAAAAGAAGGCGGAGUGACGCAGCAGAGACUGUUGGAGGACUAGAAAAUAUACCACUGUGUUGGACUUUGAGAUUGUUUUUAACUUUCCUCGAGUAGUUUUGUACCUUUAGGAUAAUUGUCCUUGCAUACUUGACAGCAUAUUUUAAUUUAUUCAACACCUAGAUAAAUACAACCCCCCCCUAACAGUUAAGAGGAGGAAGAAGGUGACAAUCUUUUACAUGUUUUUAAAAAAGAAACUGUGAGAAGAUCUCAUGAAUAGGCCAAAAUCAACUCAAUGUUGUGCUUUAUUGAAGGUCCUGAGUUCACGAGUCUGCAUGUUGUUCCAGUCCAGUUUUGGACCUGAAAUUCAUCCCUGGUCCUGACCUGGUUGUCACUCAACAUGCAUCAGGGGAUUUUAAGCCUGAGUCAUUCUCAGCUUUCCCCCGUGUGUAGCUGGGCAGCUUUUAACCGUAGAGCUCAGGUGCUGGGCUGAUAAGUCUGAUCUAAUCCACAGUAAAUACCCUGUACCCCUCUUUGGGGGGCAUUCAUCUGUUUGUUUGUACUUUUCAUCAGUCGCAGAAUUUACAGAUGGUUUUAGACUUAUCCAAAAAAAAAAAAAAAAAAAAAAGAAAUAUGGAUCAUCGGGAUCAUCCUUUCCCGACCACUAGUACCUCAGUAGCCUUCACACUGUCAGAUGGUGCAUUUUGCCUAAUAUCUGCAAUCUUGUUUAGAGAUUUAUAUUUUUUGGAACUUUCAGCUCAUUUGCUAAGCACUCCGUGUAAUUGGUAGGAUUAGUCUAAACUAAGUUAUUUAAUUCAGAAAAAAACGAGGCCAAUUAUGUCAUAGGAAAAGCUGGAGCUGGAUACACACAAGCAUUGUUACUCCUGCUGGUUCCAGAGGGGCUGUGUCCUUGUCAUGUCACCAGGUGUGCUGGACCAGUGUCUGUCUUCAAUAAACCUUCACACUCCAUUACCACUUCAAUUAAAAAGGGGUAUCUGAAAUUCAAACUGUGUUGUACUUUUAAAAUUUUCUUUUUUUCUGCGUAUGGAACUUUUUAUUCCAGCAGGCUGCUGGGACACACUGUCCUGUUACGGUUCACUGACGCCGGAACUGGGCGGACCAAUCAGGAGAGCCGCUGCUGGGCUCCAGCCAAUGGG